This is a messenger RNA of Apis cerana (Asiatic honeybee), 930 nucleotides long. RefSeq lists its product as uncharacterized. Lineage: Eukaryota; Metazoa; Arthropoda; Insecta; Hymenoptera; Apidae. The record is from RefSeq and is a predicted model, not a curated record.
UCUGUAACACAAAAAUAAAUUGAAUUAAGUUAAUUCAAUUUUAUAUGUUUUUUCAUAUAAUUAUAUUAAAUUCAAAUUUUAUUUUAGAAUAUCAGUAAUUGCAGAAAUUUUUUUAUGUUUUCUAAUAAUAUUUGAAUGCAAAAAUUAAAUUUAGAAAUAAUUGAUGGUGAAAUUUAUGCAAAUGUAAAAGUUAGCAUUUUUAGUGUAUUAUUAUUUUUAAAGAAGAACAAUUCAAGAUGAAUGAAUCAUAUCAAUGUAAAGAUUGGAAAAUUUCUUUAGCCACACGAAAUAAUUUAUUUCAUAAUAAUAUUCCAUAUGUUCCUAUACUAGUGGAGAAUAUUCUCAAAUAUCUUUCUUUAGAAGAUCAUGAAAAAAAUGGAGUUAAAACAAUACAAACUUUAGGAAAACUUAUUCCAAAAACUGAAGCAUAUGCUAUGCUUCAAUCUUUAACACCUGGAAAUAAAUCUCAAUUUUCUAUUAGUUUCAAGAACUUAAAUGUUAAUGAUAUAUAUAUUAAAGAUUCGAAUAAUGCUUAUUAUGCAAUAUGGCAAAAACAUGAUGUUUUUAAAGUAUAUGGAACUUUAAAAAUGGAAGAAUCAGAAAAUAUGUUGGAAGUUUCCCAUUUAAUUCCAGUAUAUGAUAUUGAGGGUACAUGUAAUGUAAUGACAGUAUUAAUGACAAUUGCACGUACAGAAUACCGGCAAUAUUAUCGUACCAAGGAACAAAAUAAUAAGUUACAAGAACAAUGGCUUAAAAUGGGAGAGGAAAACAAAAGACUUACAAAAAAAAUUCCAUAAAAAAUAUUAUUCCAAAGUUAUUUACAGAUACAUGCAAAUGUAUGUAAUUAUAAAAAUGUAUGUAUUAUAUUUUUUUAUUAUUAUUAAUGUAUAUCGAAUUAUUAAUAUUUUUAAUAAAAAUAUCUGAAAAUAU